AUGGUUGCGAUAGGUAGCCUUUUGUUCUGCGAUGCCUGUGGCUCACUGCUACCGCGGAUUGUCCCAGGCGAGAAUGAAGACGACCUGGUCCAGUGCGACGAUUGUUUUCAGUACACCAAAGAUACCUCAUCCAAAGUCAUAACUUCAAAGUCCAAACCGAGUGCCUUUCCAUCUCCUCUACGUGCAAAGCAUUCCGAGGUGCAGGCGGUCAACGCCGACGAUUUACAGGUCGAGGCUGUCAUCUCCAGAGAGUGCCCUGAUUGCCACCGGCCAGAAAUGUUCUACCAUACCAAGCAACUACGAAGCGCCGAUGAAGGGACGACUGUAUUCUACAGAUGCGAGUGUGGUUUCAAGGAUGUGCAGAAUAAUUGA
Molecule: messenger RNA, 372 nt
Organism: Fonsecaea nubica
Lineage: Eukaryota; Fungi; Ascomycota; Eurotiomycetes; Chaetothyriales; Herpotrichiellaceae
Exons: 1
Coding region: 1-372 (123 amino acids)
Biological process (GO): DNA-templated transcription; termination of RNA polymerase I transcription
Cellular component (GO): RNA polymerase I complex
Molecular function (GO): nucleic acid binding; DNA-directed RNA polymerase activity; zinc ion binding
Source: RefSeq, a predicted model, not a curated record